AUGGUGUUGUGCUGCGGUAGCAAAGAACGUGCUUCGAUACGUACAAAUACAGACAUUCAACAUCUAUCUGAAAGCGAACCGCUGAAGUAUGAUCCUGAAUUCAAAGGUCCUUUUUCAAAACGCUCCUGUACCGAUCUUCCAUGUUUAUUUCUGUUUAUCACCUUUCUUGGAGCAUGGGGUUACGUUGGGUACUACGCAUCUCAACACGGUGACUUAAAUCGUUUGCUUGUGCCGAUUGACUCAGAUGGACGGAAAUGUGGUGUCGAUAGUGAAGUUCGUGAUGAACCCUAUCUUCUGUUUUUCAAUAUUACUGAAUGUGCCAAAAUUGAUGUUCCUAUUUCCGGAUGCAGUACUCCUCAGGUUUGCGUCAAAGAAUGUCCCGUAAAUUAUUUCGAUUUUGAGUUGUCAAACUGUGAUUUCUCGAAUCUCAAUAAAAUUCGAGCAACCAUUAUUUGUAAAAAAAGCAUAAACAAAAAAAAAUUGACCUCAUGUCAAAUGGUCAGGGAUAAAAUCAAAACUGAACAAUGUGCACAAACAUUUCAACAGAGCACAUCCUUGGCAAACCGGUGUAUAUCCAAUAUUCCGGAUGUACGAUGCGGUCGUUUGUCUAAAAAAACUCAACAGCAGCCAAUGCCAAGCUUGCAAACAUCAGAGCAAGCAUGCAGCGAAAAUCGGGAGCUUAAAAAUAUUUUAGAAGAAAAGUUUAUCAAAUUGCAAUCAUUCGUAGGAAGAUAUGCUAGUAAUCUCAUAUCGGUCAUAACGAGAGAUGAUAGUGUACAUCAGACCAGCCAAAUGAUCGUAGAGGAUAUUUUAGAAUCUUGGCAUAUAAUAUUGAUUUUCGUGGCUAUUUCUGUGCUCUCCAGUCUUAUUUUUAUUACACUGCUUCGUUGGAUUGCAAAACCUUUGGUGUGGAUUUCGAUUAUUGGUGUUAUUGCAGCUCUUUGUUAUGGCGUGUACUUUAGUUAUCAAGAAUACAAGAACAUUCGAGAAAAUCCUGUAAAGGCACAUGUGAAUGUAUCCCCGAAUCUUAGUUCAUUGGUUCACUCUUGGUUUAAAUCGGAUCAAACCUGGCUUGGAAUUCUAAUUAUUUUAUCAGUUGUACUGGCGAUCUUGCUUCUGGUAUUGUUAGUUUUGCGGAAAAGAAUUGUUAUUGCAAUUGCGCUAGUUAAAGAAGGAAGCAGAGCUGUUUGCGCCAGUUAUUCAACCGUAUUUUUUCCCCUUGUGCCAUGGAUACUUCAAGCUGCAAUUAUUAUGUUUUCCUUAUUGGUGCUAUUAUUGUUAGCAUCGAUCGGUGAUCCAAUAUUUAAAAUUAACGGACUUAAUACUUCACUUACUUGCAAAUGCAACAACCAAUACAACGAAGGAGAUAUUUGUGAUCCAGCCGUUUUCAAUGAUCAAUGCAGGGAUUUUACUGCAACCGAUGAGCUAGGCCGUUGUGUCGACGCUGCCUGUCAUUUUCAGCAGUUGAAUACUCCAGUUUUUGUUCGUUUUUUUCAUGCAUUAAACGUAGUUGGAUUCUUUUGGGGCAUAUGCUUUGUGUCCGCUUUUAGUGAAAUGGUGCUAGCUUUCACUUUUGCUACAUGGUAUUGGACACGGCAAAAGUCCCGUUUACCAUUUUUUGUUCUAACUCGGGGAUUUACACAAACGAUUUUCUAUCAUCUUGGCACUCUCGCAUUUGGAUCUUUAAUAAUUGCUAUUUGUAAAAUUAUACGAUUCAUUCUCGAAUUCCUAGAACAGAAACUAAAACUGUAUGAUAACCAAGUAACGCGUGCCAUAUUGUGCUGCUGCCGUUGCUUCUUCUGGUGUUUGGAGAACUUUUUGAAAUUUUUAAACACGAAUGCGUAUAUCCUGUGUGCAAUCUAUGGUAAAAAUUUUUGUUCUAGUGCAAAAGAUGCGUUUAGUUUGCUCACGAGAAAUGUUCUACGAGUAAUUGCGUUGGACAAAGUAACAGGAUUUUUAUUUUUUCUGUCUGAAUUGUUACUUGCAUCAGGGAUGGCAGCUGUAACGUAUACAUAUUGCACAAGCGAUAUCUCAAAAAUAACACUUAACUAUCCCUUCGUACCAGCAAUACUCGUCUUCAUUGGAACGCUAAUUAUUGCAUCUAUAUUCUUCCGUGUAUACUCUGUUGCAGUGGAUACAUUAUUUCUGUGUUUUUUGGAAGAUUGCGAACGAAACGAUGGCAGCUCCGAGCGCCCAUUUUUUAUGUCUAAAGGAUUGUUAAAAAUCUUGGGAAAGAAGCAAAAAUAAAACUGCAUUUUUUAGGAUCCUCAACAUAAAACGAAGAAGGCGCCCUUUGCUACAAUAAUAAUGAUAACAUGUGUUACAUACACAACAUAUAUUUUUAAGUCAAAAUUGCCCCAAACAAUAUCAUAAAGCUAUGCCAAAAAAGUAUGUUCUAUGCUAAUUUAUAAGCACAGGGCAUGCCACAUAUAUGACAUGUAUUGAAGUGUGUUCAAACCAUGGAAUCAAUGGUAUUUAAAAUGAAUUACGUAUAUUGUGAUGAAAUAGAAAGAAAUAAUUCGAAUUUAUGCGCAAAAUA
Molecule: messenger RNA, 2539 nt
Organism: Anopheles nili
Lineage: Eukaryota; Metazoa; Arthropoda; Insecta; Diptera; Culicidae
Gene: Ctl2
Product: choline transporter-like 2
Exons: 9
Coding region: 1-2247 (748 amino acids)
Biological process (GO): transmembrane transport
Cellular component (GO): membrane
Molecular function (GO): transmembrane transporter activity
Source: RefSeq, a predicted model, not a curated record